AUGUUGGGCUUCCUCAUCGCUUGUGGGCAGAGUGGUGCGACGGGCAGCUCCGGUGAUUUUACUUCGCUGCAGCUGCUGUCGCAAAUUUUGCACGCCGAGGAGAAGCCGUGCGACAUGGCGACACCCACGAGCGAGGAAAGGGUGACGCAGAAGAGCACUGCUCAGUGCGAGAGGGGGGCGGCGGCGCCGUUAGGGCGCGGCCCACCCUCACAUAUCGUUCCGGCUCUUGCGCCUCUUUCCCCCCUUCCACUUGCCACUGCGACCACAGUUCCCGCGGUGGCGGUGCAUCCACUGGCUGCGCCCACGAGCAUGCUGGACUUCAUGACGACGCGCUGCAGCCGCGGCGACGACGAACUUCCAUUGCUGCGGCUGCUCACCACGCUUCUGCACGGCGGUGCGGCCCCACCAUGUGUGGUCCCAUCAACCGAAGCAGUGACAGUAGGCGAAAACAACAACAAGGGCACCAAUGAUAUCAUCGACGGGAACGGAGCACGCGAAAACAGCAACAUGAAGAAUGUCUGCGGCGUAACAAACGGGACCACUCCUUCCUACACUGUCGGCGCCGCCUUCGCCGCCGCCUUCACAUCGUUGACGACGCACAUAAAACAAGGCCUUGAGGGCCCUCACAGGGAGGCGGUCCCGCUGCCACACGACCGCUUCGGACACGUCUCCAACGGCGAGCGGGCGUCGAGUGCGCCGUUGACAUCGCGUGGCGCUGUGGUGGACGGCGCCUCGAGCGACGACAUGGAGCCCCCGCUUGUAGAGCGCACCAUGGCAUCUCUCCACAACGUGCUGGCCUCCACGGCGACCGCUCCGUCCACUGAAAGGCGGCCGCAUUGGUCCUCCUCGAUUCCAAGACCAUCCUCAGAGGUGUUCCACGACGCGGCGUCCCCAACAUUGGGUGGUGCCGAUCGGCCACCGCGUGAAAUGAGAUCAGCAUCCGCCACUGACUCUGUGCCGCCGAACCCCAGGGUGUCGUACGCCAGCCGCUAUCUGGAGCGGCUACACUUCAGCAGGCCCCUUAUCGUGCGGCCCGCCAGCUCCAGGCCACCAGUGCCAUCAUCGUAUAACAGAGGCGGCACGGGCGAGAAGGCCGAAUUCUUGCGGUGCUACCGUGAUCCCUCUCAGCUGCCUCACAGAUAUCCGCCUCUGCACCCGUGGAAGGUGGCACAGAGCGGGGAGGAGAGGCGGGGUGCCGGCACACCGGUGGCUUCCAAUCUAGCAGGGCGGUUUCAGCAACGACGCUCAAGUGCGGGCAGCUGUGACGGGUCCUCGCAGCUGUGCACUACCCCAUCCCACACCUCUUCCCUCGGCUACAAUGGCACCUCUGCUUGUGGUGGAGGAGGCAUUCGGACGAGAAGUGCACGGGCUCCUCACCAGAUGAGGCAGCACGAACAAAAAAAGCAGCAAGAGGAGCAACAACAGCAGCAUCUCUUGACCAACUUGGUGAUUGAGGGUAAAGCGCUUGAGGUGCCGUCGCGGUGGGCGCCUACUGUGCUCGUGAAGCAUCUUAGGCGUAGGGGGGUCUACUCAGGUUGA
Molecule: messenger RNA, 1539 nt
Organism: Trypanosoma grayi
Lineage: Eukaryota; Euglenozoa; Kinetoplastea; Trypanosomatida; Trypanosomatidae
Exons: 1
Coding region: 1-1539 (512 amino acids)
Source: RefSeq, a predicted model, not a curated record